This is a messenger RNA of Carica papaya (papaya), 1620 nucleotides long. Lineage: Eukaryota; Viridiplantae; Streptophyta; Magnoliopsida; Brassicales; Caricaceae. The record is from RefSeq and is a predicted model, not a curated record.
CUCCCAAAUUAUUCAUCCCAUUUCCCCAUUAAUAUUAUGUUUCACUGUUUUUAUCUCGACAAAAUGGCGAAUUGGCAAUCGUGUAUGAAAAUGGCGGGAACACCUGAUCCUUAAUACCUUAACACAUUAGCGGCUUCAGCCUCCCUCUUUAUGCUAGUCAUUUCUGCUUUCUGUCUCAUCGGUGGUCACUCUAUCUCUUCCCGUAUAUCUUCUUCCUUCUCAAAGCACUUCUCUUUCUUCUACGGCCAAUUACCAAAGUACGUUCCAGGUGUCUGUCUACCAAGUGCGACUGCAACCGAGGCAAUGCCGCCUUCUUCAGGUUCGCCAAAAAUUGUUGUAGAAUACGCGAAAUCGAAUCGCUCAUCGUGCAAGAGUUGCUCGAAGACGAUAUCGGCGAAGACACUGAGGUUGGGUUUGGUGACCAGAGACCGGCGAGGGUUUGAUAUGACUAAGUGGCACCACUUGGAAUGCUUCCCAAUCGGGUCGGAGCCGAUCGAAUCCGUGGACGAUAUCAACGGGUUCUCUUUCACUGGCGACCAGGAAGCUUUGAAGAAAAUGGUCGAAGCAAGUGAGAAGGAUUCACUUGAGGUUCAGAAAAUAGAUGAAAAGAAAGAAGAAAAUGAACUGGAUGAAAGGAGUCCAAAGAAAGCAAAGUUGUCAACACCUUCUAUGGAAGCUGAGCUCAGCCUGGCCUUUUCAGUCUCAGCUAUCAAGGACAAAUAUAGGGAUGCUAAACUGAUGCCAAAAUGGAAGGCAUUCCAGACCAUCAUAUUUCUUGAACGUGAUGAGGGCCUCCAUGAUUCGGAAAAAAUUGCUGCAUUUGAUUUUGAUGGAUGUCUUGCAAAAACAUCAGUUAAAAGAAUAGGCGCUGAUGCUUGGUCCCUUAUGUAUCCUUCAAUACCAGAGAAGCUACAGAGUUUAUACAAUGAUGGCUACAAACUGGUAAUCUUCACUAACGAAUCCAACAUCGAACGCUGGAAGAAUAAGAGACAGGUAGCUGUGGAUUCAAAACUUGGACGGCUCAACAGUUUCAUCAAAUUUGUAGAGGUCCCAAUUCAGGUUUUUAUAGCUUGUGGGGUCGGUGGCUCUGAUGGUAACGCAGAAGAUCCCUUCCGCAAGCCCAAGACUGGGAUGUGGCAAAUUAUGGAGAAACAUUUCAACUCCGGCAUUUCAGUUGAUAUGGAUCAAUCCUUUUAUGUUGGUGAUGCAGCAGGGAGAUCCAGUGAUCAUAGUGAUGCCGAUAUCAAAUUUGCUCAGAAAAUAGGAUUGAAAUUCUAUGUACCAGAGGAGUAUUUCAGCUCUUAAAGAACUUCUGAGUGGUGCAUUACUUCGAAAGUAGUCUGUGGAUUGGCCAAAUGUUAAACUGAAGUGUAGAAUGUUAGCAUUAGAAUGAUCAUUCACCCAAGUUAACCCUCUCUCUCUCUCUCUCUCUCUCUCUCGCACAGGCAGGCACAGCGUGAAGAGGAGGACAAAUUGGAAGAAAGCUGUCAGUAGGGGAAGAGAAGGAUUAGGGAAUGGCGGUUUUUCCUUAAUGAGUAGUAAUAGCGGCUUGAGAUAUAUUGGAACCUGGCUCUAUGCAUAAUCAAUGCUUGUAGUAAAAAUAGCGGUCAGUUUAUCAGC